Molecule: messenger RNA, 5026 nt
Organism: Anolis carolinensis (green anole)
Lineage: Eukaryota; Metazoa; Chordata; Lepidosauria; Squamata; Anolidae
Product: tigger transposable element-derived protein 1-like
Exons: 2
Coding region: 972-3128 (718 amino acids)
Cellular component (GO): nucleus
Molecular function (GO): DNA binding
Source: RefSeq, a predicted model, not a curated record
CUAGCAGUUCGGAAACAUGCAAAUGUGAGUAGAUCAAUAGGUACUGCGCCGGUGGGAAGGUGACGGUGCUACAUGCAGUCAUGCCAGUGGCCACAUGACCUGGGAGGUGUCUACGGACAACGCCGGCUCUUUGGCUUCGAAAUGGAGAUGAGCACCAAACCCUAGAGUUGGACUAGUAGUUUGAAAACAUGCAAAUGUGAGUAGAUCAAUAGGUACUGCUCUGGCGGGAAGGUGACAGCACUCCAUGCAGUCGUGCCAGCGGCCACAUGACUUUGGAGGUGUCUACGGACAACGCCGGCUCUUUGGCUUAGAAAUGGAGAUGAACACCAAACCCUAGAGUUGGACUAGUAAUUCGAAAACAUGCAAAUGUGAGUAGAUCAAUAGGUACUGCUCUGGCGGGAAGGGAAUGUCGCUCCAUGCAGUCCUGCCGGUGGCCACAUGACCUUGGAGGUGUCUAUGGACAACGCCGGCUCUUCGGCUCAGAAAUGGAGUUGAGCACCAAACUCCAGAGUGUGAGUAGAUCAAUAGGUACUGCUCUGGCGAGAAGGGGACGGCACUCCAUGCAGUCCUGCCAGUGGCCACAUGACCUUGGAGGUGUCUAUGGACAACGCAGCUCUUUGGCUUCGAAAUGGAGAUGAGCACCAAACCCUAGAGUUGGACUAGUAGUUCGAAAACAUGCAAAUGUGAGUAGAUCAAUAGGUACUGUGCUGAUGGGAAGGUGACGGAACUCCAUGCAGCCAUGCCAAUGGCCACAUGACCUGGGAGGUGUCUCUGGACAACGCUGGCUCUUUUUCUUAGAAAUUGAGAUGAGCACCAAGCCCCAGAGUCGGACACGACUGGACUUAACGUCAGGGGAAACCUUUACCUUUUAAACCAUUUAUUUUUGCGGUGUGCGCAGCCACUGCAAAAACGUUGUACUGUUGCGUGUGUGCUGUUUUUGUCUGCGGUGUUGUGUGCGCUAUUCAAGCCCUAUGAUGCCACCCAAACGUUCUGCGGCAUUUCCCGGCCAUGAGCCUAAGUGUAAGCGAAAGAUGCUUACCAUCAAAGAGAAAGUCGAGCUUCUCGACAUGCUCCAGGAACGGAGAUCGUAUGCUGCCGUUGGCCGCCAUUACGGGAUUAACGAGUCAACCGUUCGUUCUAUUAAGAAGGAAGAGAAGAAUAUCCGGUCUACGGCAACCGUGACUUUCAACAAGAUGGCGAAAAGGGUGAUUACUCAUCGUAAUAAGUUGAUCGUAAAGAUGGAAUCUGUAUUAGCCUUGUGGAUUCAUGACUGUCGCGAGGAAAAUAUUUCCUUGGAUACAAACACCAUAAGGACUAAGGCAAAGCAACUUUACGACUGCAUGGCAGAGAAUAUGGAGAACGGUGGGGAUGACAAGGCAGGACCAUCCACAUCGACUGGUUCUCCCACCAAAGCGGGUAAAUUCGCUGCCAGCAAGGGCUGGUUUCAUAAAUUUCAGAAGCGCUAUGGACUUCAGAGUGUUUUUCUACAUGGAAAGGCUGCCUCUGGGAUUAAUGAAUCAACAGUUCGUGAUAUUAAAACGGAAGAGGAGAAUAUCCAGUCUACGGCAACAGUGACUUUCAACGAGAUAACGAAAAGGGUGAUAACUCCUCAUACUAAGUCAAUCGUAAAUAUGGAAUCUGCAUUAGCCUUGUGGAUUGAUGAUUGUUGUAAGAAAAAUAUUUCCUUGGAUACAAACACCAUAAGGACUAAGGCGAUGCAACUUUACGACUGCAUGGCAGAGAAUAUGGAGGACCAAGAAGAGGACGACGAUGAGGAUGAUGAGGCAGGAACAUCAACAUUGACUGGUUCUCCCACCGAAUCAGGUAAAUUCGCUGCCAGCAAAGGCUGGUUUCAUACAUUUCAGAAGCACUAUGGACUUAAGAGCGUUGGUCUGUAUGGAGAGGCUGCUUCUGCGGAUAAAGCCGCUGCCGAGGAUUAUGUAAACAACACAUUCAAGGAGAUAUUAAAAGAAGGAGGCUAUCGACCAGAACAAGUUUUUAAUAUGCAUGAAACGGGGUUAUUUUGGAAGAGGAUGCCAUCUCGCACUUUUCUAAUGAAGGAGGAAGCCACAGCCCCUGGUUUUAAAGCUCAAAAAGAUCGAGCCACUUUGAUCAUGUGUGGAAAUGCUGCAGGAUUUAUGAUAAAGCCAGGGCUUAUUUAUAAGGCCAAAAAUCCAAGAGCCCUAAAGAACAAAAAUAAGAAUGUGUUGCCUGUGCAUUGGAUGCACCACCCUAAGGCAUGUAUCACGAAAAUCCUCAUGAGGGACUGGUUUCAUCAGUGCUUUAUCCCGGAGGUUAAGGUUUAUCUGGCAGAGAAAGGUAUUGAUUUCAAUGUUCUUCUGUUGAUGGACAAUGCAGGAGGCCAUGCUGUUGACAUAACACAUGAUGGGGUCCAGGUAGAAUUCUUGCCACCAAGCACCGCAUCACUCAUUCAACCAAUGGAUCAAGGCAUUAUUCGCGCUUUUAAGGCGCUUUACACAAGAAAUUCCCUGCAAAGCCUCGUUGAAGCUAUGGACAUGGAUGAAGACUUUUCACUAAAGGAGUCCUGGCAUGACUACACAAUUGCAUCGUGCCUGAAAAAUAUUCAGAAAGCCAUAACCGAGAUGAAAACGGAGACUUUAAAUGCGUGCUGGGAAAAAUUGUGGCCGGAAGUGGUGCACGAUUACAAGGGAUUCUCUCCGGAUGAAAUCCAUCAUUCUGCAGUCGAUAACGCUGUGAGGCUGGCAAAAAUACUGGGCGGAGAAGGUUUUAGUGAUAUGACUGCUGAAGAUGUGAAUGAUCUGCUUGACAUGCACAGUCUGCCAUUGAUGGACGAAGACCUGGAGGAGGAAGAACAACAACGGGAUGAGGAAGAGGAGGUGGUUGGCUUAACGCUUGAACGUCUUGCAACCUUGCAGGAAAAGGCUCAAGAACUUCAGCAACUUGCUGAAGAUUGGGAUACAAAUACGGCUCGUUCGUUGCAGUUCAGGAAUUCCAUUGACAGCUGCAUGUCAGUGUACAAAACCAUGCUAACCCAGGCAAAGAAGCAGCGCCAGCAACUCCCCUAUGUUCAUAACUUGCACGAAGCAUCUGUGAUGUCAAUGCCUUUAGCAGAAGUACUGGGGAGGGAUUAUAAAGACUUAAAAUAGUGUACUGUACUGUCACUUCAGCAACGCAAACAAACCAGGGAAGUGGUUAACAAGAAGAAUGAGAAAGAAAAAAAGAAAAGGCAUACAUAAACACCAUAAAAACAGAAGACACAAUCUAUAUAUAUAAAAGAGUGAUGGCAUCAGGGCAGCGGACAAAACAACAAAACUACAGGCCCCCCAACCUCGAAAUUUGACAACACAACCCAUCAUCCAUGGCUCUAGGUUGAUACAACAAAAGGAAAAGAAAAAUAAAGUCCUAAUUAGAGGGAGAGGAAUAAUUGUUUUUAUCCAAUUGCUGCCAGUUAGAAGGCUAAGCUCCACACACUUGGUCUCCUAGCAACCCACUCAGCCCAGGGGAUAGGCAGAGUUAGGCUUCACUUAGGCCUCUUCCACAUAUUAUGUAAUUUGCACUGGAUUAUAUGGCAGUGUAGACUCAAGGCCCUUCCACACAGCUAUAUAACCCAUUUAGAAUCUUAUAUUAUCUGCUUUGAACUGGAUUAUCUUGACUCCACACUGCCAUAUAAUGCAGUCAUGCCGGCCACAUGACCUUGGAGGAGUCUACGGACAACGCUGACUCUUUGGCUUAGAAAUGGAGAUGAGCACCAACCCCCAGAGUCGGACACGACUGGACUUAAUGUCAGGGGAAAACCGUUACCCUUUACCUUAACUACCACCAAUUCCUCAAUACUUUAUUUCCCAUACCACCAGACUUCGCCACAGCAACGUGUGGCCGGGCACAGCUAGUCUAUACUAAAGAGGAAGACAUAAUUAAUCAGUUUAAACAAUAUUACAACAAACUAUACAGCCAUGAAGAUAUAGAAGAGGUAAAGGUAUCAGAAUUCUUGGACCGCCUAAAACUAACAAAAAGCACAGAAAAUCAGAGAUUUGACUUAAAUAAGGAAAUAACAGAACACGAAAUAAAGAUAGCAAUUCGCAAAUUGGACCCCCAAAAAGCUCCAGGGCCAGAUGGAUUGUCAGCAGCGUAUUAUAAGACCUUCGAGGAGAUUUUAACCCCCCAUCUGAAGAACAGGAUGAAUCAAGUAAUGACAGAACGGAAACUCCCACAAACCUGGAAGCAGGCAACCAUCACUAUGAUACACAAAGAAAACACAGAUGAAACAAACGUAAAAAACUAUAGACCUAUAUCAUUAUUAAAUGUUGACUAUAAAUUAUUUACAAAUAUAUUAGCGGGAAGAAUUAAACUUUUUUUAAAAAAUGGAUUAAAGAAGAGCAAGCAGGCUUUCUACCAAAUAGGAGGAUAAGCAAAAAUUUUAGAACUAUUAUCAAUUUGAUUGAUUACUACGAAAAAAUAAGCCGAAAAGAAGCAUUGUGACGCCAACGCCUUUAGCGGAAGUAUCUGGGGAGGGAUUAUAAAGACUUAAAAUACUGUACUGUACUGUACUGCAUACAGUAUUGGUUUAUAUAUAUAUAUAUAUAUAUUAAGGUUUUUCAAGUUAACAUGGUAAAAAAAAUAGGAAAAUAUCAAAGUGAGGGUCUAGGUAUGUUGGGGAGGAAGGGUGGGGGCAGGCUUAAAAGAAUGGGUUUUGGAAGCGGGCAAAGGGAGAAAUAAAGGAAGAGAGGAGAGGGUUGGAAAUAAAAAAGGGUUAUUUUGCUUUUCUUCUUCUCUGCUGGUGUGCUGUAUAUUGUAACUGCUUAAAUAAAGUAUAAAUAGUAAAAUAAAAAUAUGUCCCUACUUCACGGAUUCGUCCUGGAACGUAACCCCCGCGAUAAGUGAGGGAACACUGUAUUUUGUUUUGUAUUUUAUAAUCUGUGCCUUACGUAUUUAUUUGUCUUUUCUAUGACUAGACUUAAUGUAAGGGGACAGCCUUUACGUUUACCAAUAUGUGAAAGACCUAUAGUCUUAAGUAUUAAAUAAACUAUCUAACGACAUAGAGAAA